This is a messenger RNA of Coregonus sp. 'balchen', 7956 nucleotides long. Lineage: Eukaryota; Metazoa; Chordata; Actinopteri; Salmoniformes; Salmonidae. The record is from the annotation of a GenBank genome assembly.
GGGCAUUCAGGCAGGCAGCGAGGGAAGGGGUAGGUAAACAGUGUUUCAGAGAGGAUAGCUAGGCCCCCUGUCACUCUCUGACCCCUCUUCCAGGUGCAUUCAGCUACAUUAACAACAACGCCUGCAGCCUGGCUGGCUGAGGAACCUGAUGGUCUACUGGAAUAAGAGGAUUCCCACUGACUGGUAGGACAGGAUGAAAUAGGCUUGACUGAUCAAAGGGCAAAAUACUCUCUAAUAAGACUAAAGGGCGUAAGACUUUAGUAACACAAUGCAUAGUGGGAGAUGAUACUAAUUAGUGUUUAACAUGGAUCCCUGGUUUCGCAGCGGCAGCAGGGCAUGGCCAUGCUUUAGUUGCUGUACUGUUAUGCUGUGGUCUAAGUGUCAAUGUGGGAAAUGGGAAUUCCAGUAAGAAAGGCUCUUCACACGUACUGAUUUAUAUUGACAAGGUCAGAACUACAAAUUUGAAGAUAAUGAAUGUCUUUUUAACUAUAAAAUAUUCACAAAAUGACCGAUUACAAAACUCUACUCAACAUAAAUGUAAACAAUGUACUGGGGGCUUGAUCAGAUCAACAUUGAACUUCUGUUUCUUUCUUUCUCUACUUUUCAGAUAAAGAACCUCCUUGUUUUUAUAUUUAUUUAAAUCUAUUUCUGUUUUUCAAAAAAAAUUCUGAGUUAAGUUAUUACUGUUGAAUAGACAUUAGAUCCAAAUGGAUCUGAGAGCUAAACACAGUCUGGGUCUUCUGGACCAGCUGAGGAAGAUGAGGGAGACAGAAAAGCUGACAGAUGUGGUGCUUGUGGCUGAGGGCAUCAGCUUCCCCUGCCACCGCGUGGUCCUCUCAGCCUUCAGCCCUUACUUCCGGGUCAUGUUCACCUGUGGCCUGCGGGAGUGCAAUACUAGGGAAGUAUUUCUGCGUGACACCCCAGCCGAUAGCCUGAGUCUAUUGUUGAACUACAUGUACUGUUCUGAGCUCCCACUCAACAACGCAAAUGUACAGGGGGUGUCCGUCGCUGCCUUCCUUCUACAGAUGGACGAGGUGUUCAACCGCUGCCAGAGCCACAUGAGGGAGAACAUGGACGCUUCCAACUGCCUCGGGGUGUACUACUACGCCCGUGACCUGGGAGCCGAGGAGCUGGCCGACCAUGCCCAGAGAUACCUACGGACACACUUCGUUCAGGUGUGUAUGAGCGAGGAGAUUCUAGAACUAGAGGCCCAUCAGCUUGGGGCGCUGCUGAGCUCUGACGACCUCAACGUGUCACGGGAGGAGACCAUCCUGGACGUGGUGCUGCGCUGGGUCAGGCAGGACACUCUGGGAGACUGGGUGGAGGACGGGCGGAGUAGACACCUGGCUGAGCUCCUGAGGAAGGUGCGCCUCCCCCUGGUGGCCCCUGACUACCUGAAGGAGGCCAUGAAGAGGAAUAUGUCCCUUCUGGCAGAUGCAGAGUGUCUGGAGAUGAUGGAGGAGGCUCUGGAGGCCACUGGGAUGCAUCCUGCAGCUGCUCCCCGGAAACUGAAGCUCCGCUAUGGGAUGGAGACCACAGAUCUGCUGCUCUGCAUCGGCAACGAGGGCGGAGGGAUCCGAUCGCGGUAUGGAAAUUAUUCAGAACGCAGCUUCUGCUAUGCCCCCUCCACGGGCCGCACCUACUACAUCACGUCCCCACGCUAUGGAGAUGUUCUGGGAUUCGUGUGUGCCGGGGUCGUCACCGAGGGCAACGAGAUUGUGGUGGCUGGGGAGGCAGGAGUGAGGAAAAUGGCCAGGCAGACGGACAGGAAUGUGGAGAUAUUCAGGUAGGAAUGUGUGUUUUGAAUGAAAUCAUCAGCAGUAAUAAACCUAUUGGUCAGUGAUGAGAGUGACAGUCAGUGGCAUACUGUUUAUGUGCUGUGGCCAGGUGGAGUGUGUGGCCAGGUGGAGUGUGUGGCCAGGUGGAGUGUGUGGCCAGGUGGAGUGUGUACCCAGGUGGAGUGUGUACCCAGGUGGAGUGUGUAGCCAGGUGGAGUGUGUGGCCAGGUGGAGUGUGUGGCCAGGUGGAGUGUGUGGCCAGGUGGAGUGUGUGGCCAGGUGGAGUGUGUACCCAGGUGGAGUGUGUACCCAGGUGGAGUGUGUGGCCAGGUGGAGUGUGUGGUCAGGUGGAGUGUGUGGCCAGGUGGAGUGUGUGGCCAGGUGGAGUGUGUACCCAGGUGGAGUGUGUACCCAGGUGGAGUGUGUACCCAGGUGGAGUGUGUGGCCAGGUGGAGUGUGUGGCCAGGUAGAGUGCGUACCCAGGUGGAGUGCGUGGCCAGGUGGAGUGCGUACCCAGGUGGAGUGUGUGGCCAGGUAGAGUGCGUACCCAGGUGGAGUGCGUGGCCAGGUAGAGUGUGUGGCCAGGUGGAGUGUGUACCCAGGUGGAGUGUGUACCCAGGUGGAGUGUGUACCCAGGUGGAGUGUGUGGCCAGGUAGAGUGCGUACCCAGGUAGAGUGUGUGGCCAGGUAGAGUGCGUAUGUAAACUCUGCUUGCUUAGCGAGUACCGCUUCCUCCUUAUUUGGCUCACACUGAGGCUUGAACCCAGGGCCUCUUCCUUGCUAGCACACGUGACCGCUGUCGUGACGUGACUUACUUUAAUGUAUGACUGUUAUUUAUCGAAUCACCUAACUAUGUUUAAUUGUCACUCGAUUAAAUUAAUCUUGUAACAAUUAACUCAUUAGGAAUUUGGGGCACCACGGAAGAAGUUGUUUAAUGAGUUACCAUCUCCCGAAUUAAACUCUUAGAAGAUAUGUAUGUUAUAUAUAUCGAUAACAGUCACUUAUUAAAUAAUUACCUCUUAUCAGUCUCAUUCUGAACGUCACAUAAUCCUUGAACCUGCAAAAACCCUAGCCUUAUUGAUGAAUCAGCAAUACACAAAUUGACAUAAUUAUUUAUUUACUAAUUAACUAAAUAAUAACACAAUACAAACACACACAGGUUAUUGAUUACUAACGUAAUACAAUGAAAACAGGUCCCUAGUGGACUGGACUAAUAUUAGCAUGAAUGCUUGGGUAGUGGAGGGGUCAGAAUGGAAGGGAGAGACAGAGAUUCAAACUAUCGUAGUUACUUUGGAGACUACGCUCACAGUAAUCAUAAUACUUAUGCACCCUAAUAACGCUCAUUUGGAUUAGAAAUGCAACAUGUAUUUACGUGUUGCUGUCCUCGAUAGUUGAGUUGAUGAUGUAGGACUCUGGUUUGCCCACCAGAGAUCUCAAUGUCCUUGGUAGAGUUUCUGGUCGUAGUGGUGGUUAGAAUGGAUAUACUUCAGAUGUACCAGCGGUUGUCUGAGAGGGAUUGUCCUCUAUCUCGUGUCUUUAGUGAAAGUUAUCUAGACGACUAUACAGUUGAAGUCAGAAGUUUACAUACACUUAGGUUGGAGUCAUUAAAACCCGUUUUUCAACCACUACACACAUUUCUUGUUAACAAACUAUAGUUUUGGCAAGUCGGUUAGGACGUCGACUUUGUGCAUGACACAAGUAAUUUUUCCAACAAUUGUUUACAGACAGAUUAUUUCACUUAUAAUUCACUGUAUCACAAUUCCAGUGGGUCAGAAGUUUACAUACACUAAGUUGACUGUGCCUUUAAACAGCUUGGAAAAUUCCAGAAAAUUAUGUCAUGGCUUUAGAAGCUUCUGGUAGGCUAAUUGACAUAAUUUGAGUCAAUUGGAGGUGUACCUGUGGAUGUAUUUCAAGGCCUACCUUCAAACUCUGUGCCUCUUUGGUUGACAUCAUGGGAAAAUCAAAAGAAAUCAGCCAAGACCUCAGAAAAAAACAUUGUAGACCUCCACAAGUCUGGUUCAUCCUUGGGAGCAAUUUCCCAACGCCUGAAGGUACCAUGUUCAUCUGUACAAACAAUAGUACGCAAGUAUAAACACCAUGGGACCACGCAGCCGUCAUACCGCUCAGGAAGGAGACGCGUUCUGUCUCCUAGAGAUGAACGUACUUUGGUGUGAAAUGUGCAAAUCAAUCCCAGAACAACAGCAAAAGACCUUGUGAAGAUGCUGGAGGAAACAGGGACAAAAGUAUCUAUAUCCACAGUAAAACGAGUCCUAUAUCGACAUCACCUGAAAGGCCGCUCAGCAAGGAAGAAGCCACUGCUCCAAAACUGCCAUAAAAAAAGCCAGACUACGGUUUGCAACUGCACAUGGGGACAAAGAUCGUACUUUUUGGAGAAAUGUCCUCUGGUCUAUUGAAACAAAAAUAGAACUGUUUGGCCAUAAUGACCAUCGUUAUGUUUGGAAGAAAAAGGGGGAUUCUUGCAAGCCGAAGAACACCAUCCCAACCGUGAAGCACGGGGGUGGCAGCAUCAUGCUGUGGGGGUGCUUUGCUGCAGGAGGGACUGGUGCACUUCAGAAAAUUUAUGGCAUCAUGAGGAAGGGAAAUUAUGUGGAUAUAUUGAAGUAACAUCUCAAGACAUCAGUCAGGAAGUUAAAGCUUGGUCGCAAAUGGGUCUUCCAAAUGGACAAUGACCCCAAGCAUACUUCCAAAGUUGUGGCAAAAUGGCUUAAGGACAACUAAGUAAACGUAUUGAAGUGGCCAUCGCAAAGCCAUGACCUCAAUCCUAUAGAACAUUUGUGGGCAGAACUGAAAAAGCGUGUGCGAGCAAGGAGGCCUACAAACCUGACUCAGUUACACCAGCUCUGUCAGGAAGAAUGGGCCAAAAUUCACCCAAUUUAUUGUGGGAAGCUUGUGGAAGGCUACCCGAAACGUUUGACCCAAGUUAAACAAUUUAAAGGCAAUGCUACCAAAUACUAAUUGAGUGUAUGUAAACUUCUGACCCACUGGGAAUGUGAUGAAAGAAAUAAAAGCUGAAAUAAAUCCUUCUCUCUACUAUUAUUCUGACAUUUCACAUUCUUAAAAUAAAGUGGUGAUCCUAACUGACCUAAGACAGGGAAUUUUUAUUAGGAUUAAAUGUCAGGAAUUGUGAAAAACUGAGUUUAAAUGUGUUUGGCUAAGGUGUAUGUAAACUUCCGACUUCAACUGUACAUGCCAGCUGCAGACUGAAAUGAUAAGGUCUAGUGCAUUGUCUUCUUCUUCACCUCGUGUAGAGGUUGAGAGGUUGAGAGUUUUUCCAUUUCAAACGUGUGGACUAACGUCUCACGUUUUCUGUUCUUUCUAGUCUAACCAUUUUGUAACGUUUAGCUUCAGCUUCACCCUUCUUGGUCUUGUAGAGUGUCAACCAUUUUAAGCCGUGGGGCUUACUGGUCUUGUAGAAAUUCAACCAUUUGCAACGUUUGGCUCAUGCUUCACGUCUGCUGGUCUUUCUAGUCUAACCAUUUUGUAACGUGUAGCUUCACGCUUCACGUCUGCAGGUCUAAAGGUUGAUUUGUUUUUCAAGGCUUUUUAUGCACUCGGGGUAAAAGGGGCGUUCCAUCAUGUUUACACGAUCUCUGAUGUCACUCGGGGCGUGGCUAGUCACUGUGCAUAGUUUAUAUGAAAAACUAUUAUCUUUAGAAGAAGACUAAAAUCACAUUCCUAUCUUCACCAAAAUACUCUCAUACUUAAUAAUAUAUUUUAUACAACAUUUAGAUGUAAACUUGAUAGAUAGAAUAUGUACACUUUCUGAGUUACAGUUAUUACUUGAUACCAUCCUUAAUGACAUCACAAAAUAAUAAACAAUAUGACAUUAUUAUUCUUUAGAUCCCCACUGACCAUUUUCCACAUUCUUUUAAGUAGGAAUAUUGUUUCAUUAUCCACUUUUGGAUGUUGGAGUCUUGGCGGGAAGACUUCCUUUGUCUCACAGGGAAAUUCUUUCUUCCCAUACUAGAGACCAAAAGGAGUCAUUUUCUGCAAACUAUUUAUGACUGGCUGUUAAGUCAUAAAACUGGCCCCCAGGAAAGGGGGUGUUCAAACCUUUGCCUAGCAGGAAUGAUCCUCAACCCAUGAGGGCAAGUCAUGACACCUCCCUCUUGAAGCGUCUUACCAAUCGGCACCACGCGAAAAGCUAGCUAUUCGCUGGCGCAAGUGGCGACACUUCAGACUGCUACGUGUAGACAGGUAGAGUGUGUGGCCAGGUGAGAAUGAUGGUCAGCACUCCUGUGUUCAUUUUAGCAUGCUAGAGUCGGACUAAAACCCCUGUCCCUGACUCUUGUCUGUGUUGGCCUCCUCAGGUACAGGGUGGAGGCCCAGGGGACCUGGGAGCACCUGAGCUCAGCUGAAUACCGAGACUCAUACGCGCUGGGGGCACUGGGUGAUACUAUUUACCUACUGGGAGGCCAGAUGAAGCUGAAGAACCAGUACCUCAUCACCAACUGUGUGGAGCGCUGGUCCCUGCAGGGUGGGCCUUGGCGUAGUGCCGCCCCGCUACCCAUGCCACUGGCCUAUCAUAGUGUGGUCCGUCUGAAGGACCGCCUCUACGUGCUCGGGGGUCGAACUCCACAGGUAAUGGUCUAAAGAGAAGGGGUUUGAUAUACAAUAAGAUGAAUAGUCAGUCAAUGCUGCUCUGUAUUAGCUGUGUGUGUGUGCGUGUGUGUGUGCGUGCGUGGCCAGGAGGCAUUUCACAUUUGUUUAAUUCAGUCUCACAACAUCCAUGUAUUUUUAGAGUCCCUCAUUCUCACUCAUGUACACACUAUGCUUGAGGCUGUGAGGCCUUGUGAGCAGAGAGAAACACUAUCUGUGUCAGUGUGUGACUGUGAGCCCGCUCUCUAUCCCCUCCUCCUUCUCUAAACUCUGCACCUGUCCUGUCCUGUCCUGUCAUUCCCCCUGGCAGUCCUGGCGGAUGGACGACGAGCCAGACCGCUUGAGUAACCGUCUGUUGGAGUAUGACCCUGAGACAAAUAAGUGGACAGAGCUGGGUCCCAUGAAGCACUCCAAGUACCGCUGUAAUGCUGUGGUGCUCAAUGGGGAAAUCUACGUGAUGGGUGAGAUUUAAAAGAUAAAUAACACAUACGCCGUUUGGUUUUUAGCACAUUGCUUUCAUUCGUUUCAUGAUGGUCAUGACGAUGAUGGUCACUUUGUGUCAGCAACCAGUGAUUAUUCCUCAUAAUUUGAUGUUCAGUGUCUGAUUUCUACUAGAGAAACCCCUCAACCCCCCUCAACAUAAACAGUAUGUUUGGACAGAUUAGAUUUCAAGAGUUUUUGAAAGUAGUACUUGACAACACAGGAAGUAAAUGUCCCAGUACACGAAAACAACCCAGUUGUGUUCUAACAGGGGGCAUCGGCUGUGAGGGGGUAGAUCGUGGGCAGUCCCGUCGUUGCCUUGAUGCUGUGGAGAUCUACAACCCUGAUGGAGACUUCUGGAGAGAUGGGCCCACUAUGCCCUCUCCGCAGCUAUCGCUACGCAGCAAUGCCUCCAACGCCGGAGUGGUGGGGGGCAAGCUAUAUGUGUGCGGAUACUACAAGGGAGCUGGUAACUAAACCCACUUUCCUUUCCACUGUUCAUAAAAAAUAGAAACCCGCACACUGCUCUCGCUAGUAUCACUUAAUUUUAUUGAAGCUUACGUGUCGGCCUCUAGGCCUUCGUCAGAGCUUUGAAGGCCAAAACGUAAGCUUCAAUAAAAUUAAGUGAUACUAGCAAGAGCAGUGUGCGGGUUUCUAUUUUCUUUGAAGUUAUCGCAUUAUUCCCAUGCACCUGCAGCAAGUGCCUUUUCGACUUUCCACUGUUCAUAAAACUGUGACAUCAUGUGGGACUUGUUUGAGUAAAAGAUGACCUGUCCUUUUAAGAACUUAACAAGUUGACUGUAGCUGAAUGCUGUUUAAUUUGAUUGCCGCACCACUCUUUAAAAUGCCUGAUUCUAAUAGUGACAAAAAUUAUAUUCCUGGCCUAUCCCGAUCCUUGUUUCCCUCAGAUCGUCAUGAGGACAUAAUCAAGGACAUCCUGGAACUAGACCCAUGGGAGAACUGCUGGACCGUGGUGGCCCGCCAUGUUCUGAUGCAUGAUGCCUACGACGUCUGCUUGGUGGCAAGCCUCAAUCCCCGGGAGCUCAUGUCUCCCCCAGCAGACCUAGUAACUCAGUGA